Messenger RNA from Macadamia integrifolia, 865 nucleotides. Its product is annotated as putative phosphatidylglycerol/phosphatidylinositol transfer protein DDB_G0282179. The record is from RefSeq and is a predicted model, not a curated record. Bases 173 to 637 code for a protein of 154 amino acids. NCBI's taxonomy places the organism in Eukaryota, Viridiplantae, Streptophyta, Magnoliopsida, Proteales, Proteaceae. Gene Ontology annotation, molecular function: sterol binding. The transcript is spliced from 4 exons. Gene Ontology annotation, biological process: intracellular sterol transport.
GUUGGAGAGGCAGUGAAGGCGCCAACUGAACAGAGAGGUUCUCAGAACUCUGGCGAGGUUCCCUUAUUUUCAACGCAGUGACAAAAAAUUUCAAGCUUUUCUCCCGAAAAUUUCCGAUUCUUCAGAGUUAAGACUCCAAUCUGAUCUCUGUUCUUCACAAAUCUUUGAAGUCAUGGAGGUAGUUCAGCUCAAGAUCGUUCUUUCACUUCUUUUCGCUGCUUUUCUGAUCGUCCCUUCGGUUCAAGCCAAAGCAGUUCGCUAUUGCGAUAGGAAAGGUAACUAUGCCGUUAAGGUGUCUGGAAUUGAGAUGUCUCCUGAUCCUGUGGUGAGAGGCGAGCCUGCGACCUUUAGCAUCAUUGCUUCAACAGGUGAAGCCAUCUCAGGUGGGAAAAUGCUGAUUGAUGUUUCGUAUUUCGGCGUCCCCAUCCACAAGGAGACCCAUGACCUUUGUGGAGAAACAUCAUGCCCUGUUUCACUUGGCGAUUUUGUGAUAUCUCACACCCAGGUUUUACCAGGAUACACACCACCGGGUUCCUACACACUAAAGAUGACGAUGAGUGAUGCAGAUGGAAAUGUAUUGACUUGUGUCAGCUUUGAUUUCAAAAUCAGGGUAGGAUCAUCGGUGGCUGCUUUUUAAGUGGUUGAGGAUGGUCCAAUAAUGUUGUCCGUUUAGUCUGCACAUUGUAAAAAAAAUAAAAAUAAAAGAUAGCCUUUGUGAGCUUUUACUGUCAAAGCACAAACUGUUAAUUCUUUCUGAUUUUGUGGUUAUGUAGUCCUUCCAUUUUGGGGUGAGACAUAUCUUUCAAAAACUGAAGCAACUGUUUAUGUGAUUCUUUUGGUGAUUCAAAUGUCAGUAUUUCACAAA